CGGGGGCACCGGCUCGGCUCGGCUGGGCUCGGCUGGGCUCCGGUGGCGUGGGCCGGGCAGCGGCGGGGCGGUGGCCCCGCGGUGCGGGCGGGGGGCGUCCGCGUGUCCGCGCCCUCGGGCGGCCGCGUCGUCGCCUGGUGCCAGCAGCCGCCCCCGCCGCCCGCGCGCCUGGGCGCAGGUUUGGACUUUCAAAGUAACCGGGCCCACUUGCUGGUGUGACGUGAGCUGGCUCCUCCCGCCCCGCCACAGUGACUUUCACUGGGAGCGGAGUGGCGAGUCCGGCUGGCCGGCCCCAGCGGUCAUCGAUGCCGCCCCUGGCGGGCUGCGAGGAACAGUGGCGGCCAUGCCUGCCGCGGCCCUGGCGGCUCCUUCUCCGCCCCGCUAACCUGCAUGGUGUGGGUGCCCUUGGGACCCCAGACGACUGAACGUCUGACCUGGCUUCACACCCCCGGUAACAAGUCCCCCAAGAUGUCGCUCGAGUGGCUGGUGGCCUGGGGCUGGUCGCUGGACGGCCUCAGGGACUGCGUCGCCACCGGCAUCCAGUCGGUGCGGGACUGCGACAGCACGGCCGUGGUCACCGUGGCCUGCCUGCUGGUCCUGUUCGUGUGGUACUGUUACCACGUGGGCAGGGAGCAGCCGCGGCCCUACGCGUCCGUCAACGCGCUCAUGCAGGGCGCCGAGGCCCGCGGGCUGCAGAACGGCCUGGCCCCCUGCCCGGCGCCUGAGUGUGCGCGCCGCUCCCCCGAGGGCUUCAACCACAAGCUCUACCACAACCUGCAGGAGUACGCCAAGCGCUACUCCUGGUCGGGCAUGGGCCGCAUCCACAAGGGCGUCCGCGAGCAGGGCCGCUACCUCAGCAGCCGGCCCUCCAUCCAGAAACCCGAGGUCUUCUUCCUGCCCGACCUGCCCACCACGCCCUACUUCUCCCGGGACGCGCAGAGGCACGACGUGGAGCUGCUGGAGCGGAACUUCCAGACCGUCCUCUGCGAGUUCGAGGCCCUCUACAGAGCCUUCUCCAACUGCAGCCUCCCGCAGGGCUGGAGGCUCAACAGCACACCCAGCGGGGAGUGGUUCACCUUUUACUUGGUCAACCAGGGGGUUUGCGUCCCCAGGAACUGCAGGAAGUGCCCACGGACGUACCGCUUGCUCGGAAGCCUUCGGACCUGUAUUGGGAACAAUGUUUUUGGGAAUGCGUGCAUCUCCGUGCUGAGCCCCGGGACCGUGAUCACGGAGCACUACGGGCCCACCAACAUCCGCAUCCGGUGCCACCUAGGGCUCAAGACCCCGAGCGGCUGCGAGCUGGUGGUCGGGGGCGAGCCGCAGUGCUGGGCGGAGGGCCGCUGCCUGCUCUUCGACGACUCCUUCCUGCACACCGCGUUCCACGAAGGGUCGGCAGAGGACGGCCCGCGGGUGGUUUUCAUGGUGGACUUGUGGCACCCGAACGUCGCAGCCGCCGAGCGGCAGGCCCUCGACUUCAUCUUCGCUCCGGGGCGAUGAGGACACUCCCGCCGGAGCAGCCAGAGGGUGGACCGGACAGCGCGCCCCCGGCCCGGGCCCAGGCGCAGCACCUGCCUCCGCGGGAAGCCCCUGGGACCUGAGCCGGUGGCGGGUCCCUCUAACCCUUGGUCACUGUAAAUGGAAACUCUCAGCUUGUGUCCCCUCAGAUUCCUGCCCCUCCGACCUCGCUUGAGACCCUCCUGGCAGCUAGUGCCCCGGACUCGCCCGCGCCCUGGUUUUUUACAUGUUCUGAAAUAGAGCGGCCAAGCGGCCCUGUCUGAACGCGUGACGCGAGGCCUCUCUGGUCACCUUCAAGCACCCGCCUGCCGGCCGGGCCGGGAACAUGACCUGUUCUGCUGGCACAUGGAGGCCCUCUGGGCGCGGGGCGGGGGACAGUCUGCAGUCCUCACAGAUGGCCGGCUGUGUUGGCCGCCUCGCGUGGUGUCCAGGGCCCCAGGAAGCUGUGGCCACUGUUCUCCCGCCCGAAGCCGUCGGGUCCCCGGGGAAGGGCCCCCUCUGGCAGCACCGGCGCUUUCCGCACGCGUUUCCCUCCAGAGCCGAGGCGGGGGCUCCCCGGCCAGCCAGAGGGACCGCGCACCUCACUGCCACCCGAGCCCACUGCCAUCCUGGCCUGGACACGUCCCCUCUCGCUGUCUGCAGUCUGGUGGCCGGGGGUCAGGCCACCAGGCCAGCUGGUGUCCCCAGGUGGGCGGAGCCAGGCCCGCCCAGCGUCCCUGUGGCUUGGAGUCCCUGCCUGAGUUUCCCUUUAUUCGCCAACGUUCCAGCGAGACUCAGAUGCAGGUGCCUCCACCGCACGCCCAAUGACAGUGGCCUGAGCCGGCCAGCGUGAGGACACAGCGAGGCCUGCGGACCCCACGGGCCAGGGUCGCUGCCCAGCUGUCGGGCCUCCUGAGAAGACGUGGCUGUCCACCGGCCACACCAGAGACGCCUGGUGGGGACAGUGUGGGGGGCAGUGCAGGUCCACGUGGCCAGGGGCCACCGCACACAGCUCGUCUCACGCGGGGCCAUCUUGGUGUCCUGAUGCCCACUGGGGUCCUGGGGGUACCCUGGCCAAGAAGCCGGAUCCGAAAGUGGACCGGCGUCACAGGAGCGUGUGCGCGAGCACGCGUCCACGGUGAGUGCAGGCGAAGCCCGGGCAGCAGGGCCCGGCGGCACCGUCGCCCGGAGCCUUUGUGCCCAUCAGGUGUCUCUGAAAGAACCGCCCGGGGGCAGGACCCGCGCUGACCCUGCUCCACUUCGCCUGACCAGCGGCCUCGUGGUUCCCGGAGGAGAGAAGGAAGGGUCCUGGGACCCAGGGGGAGGGGGCCGCGGCCUGGGGCGGAGGUGGCGGCUCCUGGUUUUGAGAUGGGGCCACAGCCGUGGAGGGAGGGGACGAGGCAGCAGGUGCUGCUGAGAUGGUGCGCAGGGGCGGCGCCUCUCCGGAGCGUCAGAUGUCACCUGGGAGGGACAGGGACAGGCUCCAGCACCACCGAGCACUCGGGCUGGGGGGCAGGAGCUCUUGGCAGGUCACUUAACCCAGUCAGCCCCCUGGAGAGGCAGUGCCUGGCCCUUGAAGGGCAGCGCUGGUCCCCUCCCUGCCGCACCAAAGAAACAGCUGCGGACAAAGGACAGUUUCUCCCUUGGUCUUAGGAGAGGGGGACUGACUAGGCCCCCCGGAGCUCUCACGAGCCCGGGUCCCGCCCGAGGUCCCUGCUGGGCUGCACGGUGAGCAGAGGGUGGGGUGCCCUCGCCUCGUGUCACCACGUGGGCAGCUGCUGAAGUGGCCCCCGCGUGUAGCGGGGGAGGCCGGAGGUGGGAAGGGACCCCGCCUCCCCUGGACAGCGGCGUCCAGGAGUUCCCCUCAGGCCCUGCAGUGGGGCCGGGCCAGCCCCUGAUCUGCGCGGGGUCCCCCAGGCCCCCGACCCUGACCCUGGUCUCCCAGGGUCACAUUGCCUGGUUCUGUGCUCCGUGCCAGUGACCAAGCUGACGGCACCGAGUGCCCUACGGCGUGAAGCGGGCAGGGCGAGGGUAUGCCAGGUUCUCGGCUCUGGCUGCACAGGACAGUCCCCUCGGGAGCUCUGGAGACACGCUGGUGCCCCGCGCGCUUGCCGCUGUUGGGAGCGAACCCAGGCAGCACGUCUUCCUGAAACCCGCUUCCUGUCCUGUCCCGUGAGCCUGAGGGUCUCUGCUCCGAGGGGCCAGGAUGGGAAAGUCUUGGAAACAAGCCAGCAGGAGAGUGGCACUGGCUCUGUCCCCAUGUGACCCUGGGCACCCGAACCCCACUUCUGAAGGGGCAGCCUGUUUUUAACCGUUUACCAUCAGCGCCCUGAUGAGCUCCGUGCGAGACCCCCGGGGCGCCACAUUCAGUCCAGGGUUUUCAGGGCCUGACGAAGCCCCUGCUGCAGGGCUGGGCCUGUGAGCCAGGCCCGAGCACAGCCUCCCGACUCUGGGCCGCUCCAUUUGGGUCAGGGCUGGGCACGUGAUCCGCGUUCCCUUGCUGGGGCCAUUGGGGGAGAAAGGCAACUUUCCACGGCCAGGGUGGGGGAUCAAGUGGACAGGAAGCCUGAGAGGGAGCCCCACGGAGGCAAGCAGGUCCCCCAGUAAGAUCACCUGCAUCUUGAUACAGCUUUGCCUGAAACCAGUCUACCUCUGGACUUUCCAGUUC
Messenger RNA from Sciurus carolinensis (gray squirrel), 4162 nucleotides. RefSeq names its product aspartate beta-hydroxylase domain containing 2 (gene Asphd2). The transcript has 4 exons. NCBI's taxonomy places the organism in Eukaryota, Metazoa, Chordata, Mammalia, Rodentia, Sciuridae. The record is from RefSeq and is a predicted model, not a curated record. Bases 391 to 1497 code for a protein of 368 amino acids.